Messenger RNA from Pocillopora meandrina, 420 nucleotides. The record is from the annotation of a GenBank genome assembly. Lineage: Eukaryota; Metazoa; Cnidaria; Anthozoa; Scleractinia; Pocilloporidae.
AUGGUGUUUCUGGACUACUACUUCUUUGCUGAAAGAUAUUUGGUAAACCACACCAUUGAAAAGAAACGAGUCAAUAACUUGGAUGACUGUGAGCUAAUGUGCUACCUGAACGACGACUGUGUCAGUCUUAAUUUCAAAAAAGAUCCAGAGGAUGGGGAACCACUUCACAUCUGUGAACUAAAUAACGCCACUCAUCUGAAAGACGACAGUGACUUGACAACUGAUGCCAAUUUUUAUUAUCGUGGGUCGAGGGUGAGUUACAAAUCGAUUUUUCGAAAUUGUGGCUUUUGAAUAAUAUAAUAACAAUAAUUAAUGUUUAUGCAAAUUUUCGUGUAUUCGAUCAUUCGGUAUUUCGUUUCUUCUUUCCACUUCAUUUUUCUUCUUCUUUAGAACGCUUGUGACAAGAGUCCCCACUGAGGA